Molecule: messenger RNA, 3278 nt
Organism: Cygnus atratus (black swan)
Lineage: Eukaryota; Metazoa; Chordata; Aves; Anseriformes; Anatidae
Gene: GRIP2
Product: glutamate receptor interacting protein 2
Exons: 26
Coding region: 87-3248 (1053 amino acids)
Biological process (GO): neurotransmitter receptor transport, endosome to postsynaptic membrane
Molecular function (GO): protein binding
Source: RefSeq, a predicted model, not a curated record
CUUUUAAUUCCUUUCGUUCCCGGGCCGGGGGGCGGCGGGGAGCGGCGGCUGCGGGGCGCUGGAUGACUUCCUAGGCGACAGCAGGCAUGCUCUGUGGGCUGAAAAAGGACUUGCAGUCCGACUUUGAUGAUGGCCCUUACUCGAAGGGGAGCAAGGACUCCGGUGGGAUGGAUGCAGCCCUGGUCUCCAGGAGGCAAAGCAUCCCAGAAGAGUUCAGAGGGGUCACCAUCGUGGAGCUGAUCAAGAAGGAAGGAAGCACCCUUGGGUUAACCAUUUCGGGUGGCACGGACAAAGAUGGAAAGCCAAGGGUCUCCAAUCUGAGGCCGGGAGGACUGGCAGCAAGAAGUGACCAGCUGAACGUCGGGGAUUACAUCAAGUCGGUGAACGGCAUUAACCUGACCAAGCUGCGGCACGACGAGAUCAUCAGCCUGCUGAAAAACGUGGGCGAAAGGGUAGUGCUAGAAGUAGAGUAUGAGCUGCCGCCAGCCGUGCCGGAGAGCAGUGCUGGCAUUAUUCCCAAGACCAUCGAGGUGUCCCUCUACAAGGAAGGCAACAGCUUUGGCUUUGUGCUAAGAGGGGGAGCCCAUGAAGACUGGCACAAGUCCAGACCGCUGGUGCUCACUUAUGUGAGGCCAGGUGGCCCAGCAGACAGGGAAGGGUCCUUGAAAAUUGGGGACAGGCUGCUGAGCGUUGAUGGGAUUCCUCUGCACAGCAUGACCCAUGCUGACGCCCUCAAUAUCCUGCGGCAGUGCAGCCAGGAGGCACUCUUCCAGAUAGAGUAUGAUGUGACCAUCAUGGAUACAGUAGCAAAUGCUUCGGGUCCUCUACUGGUUGAAAUAGCAAAGACUCCAGGAUCUACUCUAGGAAUCACACUGACGACAACCACGCAUCGGAACAAGCAGGUCAUUGUCAUUGAUAAGAUCAAGCCGGCCAGUGUGGUGGACAGAUGUGGCGCAUUGCAUGUUGGUGACCAUAUUCUCUCCAUUGAUGGCACGAGCACAGAGCACUGCUCCUUAUUAGAGGCAACUCAGCUUUUAGCUGCCACUUCAGAAAAUGUCAAGUUGGAGAUACUACCUGUUCACCAAAGCAGGCUGCCUUUGAAGCCUCCAGAAACAGUCAAGGUGCAGAAGAGCGACCACCACCACUGCUGGGACCCCUGCGUCAACUACUGUCACACCCACCACCCCGGGCACUGCAAGACGCCCACCUGGAACCAGACGUCUGGACAGGAUUACUGCAAAUCUCUGGUGGCUGCCAACUUCUCAUCUCCCACCAUGAACGCGCAGGGCUUCCCCUGCCAGAACUCCAACACGCUACCUCGCAGCUCCCACCCCAUGAGCCCCCGCACCACCAUGCUGAGGAGGAGGCAGAAGAAGAAGGAGCACAAGAGCUCACUGUCGCUGGCCUCCAGCACGGUGGGUCCUGGUGGGCAGAUAGUCCACACGGAGACGACGGAGGUGGUGCUCAGGGGAGACCCUUUGAAUGGCUUCGGACUUCAGCUCCAGGGAGGCAUCUUUGCUACCGAAACCCUGUCCUCCCCACCUCUCGUCCGUUUUAUUGAGCCUGACAGCCCGGCAGAGAGGUGUGGGCUGCUGCAAGUAGGAGACCGAGUCCUUUCUAUCAACGGCAUUGCGACUGAGGAUGGGACUAUGGAGGAAGCUAAUCAACUUUUGCGGGAUGCUGCGCUCACGAACAAAGUGGUGCUGGAAAUAGAAUUUGAUGUUGCAGAGUCUGUCAUACCCAGCAGCGGCACUUUCCACGUUAAAUUGCCCAAGAAAAGAGGUGUGGAGCUUGGAAUUACAAUCAGCUCUGCGAGCAGAAAGCCUGGGGAGCCUUUGAUCAUCUCUGACAUCAAGAAGGGGAGUGUAGCGCAUAGAACUGGCACCUUGGAGCCGGGAGACAAGCUGUUAGCCAUUGAUAACAUCCGACUCGACAAUUGCUCAAUGGAGGAUGCUGUGCAGAUUUUGAGGCAAUGUGAAGACCUGGUCAAAUUGAAGAUUAGAAAGGAUGAAGAUAACUCUGAUGAACAGGAGACAACCGGUGCUAUUAUCUACACAGUGGAACUGAAGCGAUACGGCGGGCCCUUGGGAAUAACCAUCUCUGGGACAGAGGAACCUUUCGAUCCCAUCGUCAUUUCAGGCUUGACAAAAAGAGGGCUGGCAGAAAGAACUGGAGCCAUCCAUGUCGGUGACCGAAUAUUAGCAAUUAAUAACGUGAGCCUCAAGGGCAAACCGCUGAGCGAAGCCAUCCACCUGCUGCAGAUGGCGGGGGAGACAGUAACUCUGAAGAUCAAGAAACAGAUGGAAAAACCCUAUCCCAAGAAGUCUGGGAGUAUAAAUGAAGUGAGUGACCCUGAAGAUGAACUGACGGACUCCCAGAAAACUAGCAAGCUCUCUGAGAUAUACUCAACCACAAUUCCUAGCGUGGACAGUGCUAUGGAGUCCUGGGAUGGCUCUGGCAUUGAUGCUGGGUAUGGAAGCCAAGGUACGUACAUACCUCAGGCUGCGGGCAUUGCCCUUCAUCCACAUGAAUGGAGACACAGCAGGCAAAAGAGCAGCACCCCUCCUGGGGACCCCAGGAAAAACUACCCCUACAUGGAUGGAAGCUUCAGUGAAGACGACUGGGACAAGCCCAGCAGAUACCCCAACCGCCAAAAUGGCCUUGAGACCACUCACGAGGAUAGUUUUUGGCGUGUUUUUGGAGAAGCUUUGGAGGAUUUGGAAACAUGCGGCCAGUCUGAACUUUUGAGGGAGAUUGAGGCGUCCAUCAUGACGGGGAGCGUACACAACCUGGGCCUGGAGGGAAAGCCAACACCGGCUAAGAACGAGAGGAACCUGGACAUGAAGAAGAUGGAGAAGGAGAUGCAGGAAAUCAUGUCCCCUACCCCCCUCGAGUUUCACAAGAUGACACUCCACAAAGACGCAGAGAGCGAAGACUUUGGAUUCAGUGUGUCGGACGGCCUGUUAGAAAAAGGUGUCUAUGUAAAUAUGGUCCGUCCGGAUGGGCCAGCAGAUCAGUGUGGCCUCAAGCCAUAUGACAGAGUGCUUCAGGUAAACCGCAUCCGAACGAGAGACUUUGACUGCUGUCUGGCCGUCCCCCUGAUCUCAGAGGCUGGAGACAAGCUGGACCUGGUGAUCAGCCGAAACCCCUUGGCGCUGGCUGCCAACGCUCCCUUGGAGGGGAACGGAGAGCUGCCGGCACAGGCAGCCCGUGGUGCUGAGCUCAAGGCGAGCGUCCAGACACUCUGAGCGGCCAGCGCCGGGGGCCUCUGCCAAGCC